UGUGCGUAUCGAGACCCAUGCGGCUUUUCAACCUUCGUGUUGUGCUGAUGUCGAGCUGUCACCGUCGAAUAUGCAGGCCGCAAUGGAGAUAACAGCCAAAUACUGCCAGAAGGAGAUGGAAGAGUAUGGUGCUUGUGUUGCCUCUCAUCCAGCAGAGUGGCAGCAACAGUGCCAGCACCUGAAGGUGAAGGUGGCGCAGUGCACCUCCUCUCAUCCAGUGAUUAAAAAGAUCCGGACGGACUGUGCGGGAGAAUUUGCUGAGUUUGAACGAUGCCUACGAGAGAACCAAGCCUCUGCUCAGACCUGUUCACCACAUGUUGUACGUUUUCUGGCCUGUGCAGAGACGGUUGACAUUAAAGGUCUAGGAAAUGCAGUGCCUCAACCUACAUAGAACACAAGAACCCCUAUGUGACCUCAGUAUUAAGCCAUGGAUCUUAUGGCUUAACUUAUUUUUAUGUGAUCAAAAUAUUGUACACACAGACAUACUAGGCUUUUUGAUGCUGUUGUCAGGAAACACGAUCACUUAUUUACACACAUUUCAAACCAUGUUUUAUGUGAGAAAUGCUGACCUCAGUAUGUAUAAUGUGAUGAAAUACAGAUUCUGUUUUUGUCUGUUUUAGACAUUUACUUGUACUCAUCGUUACAUAAUAUUUACUAUUUGUAUGUAAUUUAAAUAAUAAAAUAACAAUACAUUAUGAUUAGUAGGCCUGUCACAAUCAUUGAAUUUUAGCUGAAAAUGAGUUGCCAUAUUAAUAAUAAUUGCGAUUAACAAUUUCUUUGUCCUUUUUUUUGUUCACUGUAACUAUUAAAGCCUAAAGUGCAGCCUAAAGUGACUGAACUGGCUGAUUAGCUCUCAAGCCUCCUAGCUGCUGACACAGCUUGAGCUCAAAUGACUCACUGCUGCCCUCUAAAGGUGUUAUUAGCAAACAUCCAGUAAACAAACAGUAUUCACCGCUGCCUCUAAACAUCCAAUACACAAACAUUUCUCACGGCUGUCCCCUAAAGUCAGAUAUUACUAAGACCUGCGCCUUUUCUGCUUCCUUUUGUUUACGUGUAUUUGAACCCUGAUGAAAACAUACCCAAUUCACAUUCUGCUAACAACCAUGAAAAAUAAUUGUGGUCAGUUCAAAUAACUGUGAUCAGGCAAUUAUGUAAUAAUUGUGACAGACCUAAUUAUUAGCAUUAUUAAUAUAAAAAUUAUGGCCAACACAAAAACAGAAGUUCAGGACACACAGGAGUGAAACUGAAUAAAGUUGACGAUAAAUACAAACAGUUAAUGUAAAUAAACUUACUAAACCUCACAGCAUGUAGGCUGCAGUAUGUGCCAGAAAAUACAGUAUCCUGCAUAACAGAACGGCUGUUUAUCUGAACCAAUGACUUCCAUUAUUUUUAGUUACAAUAUUCACUUUUGCACUGUUCUAAACUGUUUUGAUGCUCAUGGUAAAUUAAAAUGGGGGAGAGGGGGGGUUGGUCAAACAUUUGAAACUUUUUUUGGUGAUUCAGUAAUAAUAAUAAUACAGCUCUGCAUGGGGUUUCCUGAUUUUUUAUGAUACAUUUUCAUGAUAAAAAAUAAAAUGCACAAGCUGAAAUCA
Molecule: messenger RNA, 1592 nt
Organism: Pygocentrus nattereri (red-bellied piranha)
Lineage: Eukaryota; Metazoa; Chordata; Actinopteri; Characiformes; Serrasalmidae
Product: coiled-coil-helix-coiled-coil-helix domain-containing protein 5
Exons: 4
Coding region: 71-391 (106 amino acids)
Source: RefSeq, a predicted model, not a curated record